Molecule: messenger RNA, 645 nt
Organism: Asterias rubens (European starfish)
Lineage: Eukaryota; Metazoa; Echinodermata; Asteroidea; Forcipulatida; Asteriidae
Exons: 2
Coding region: 58-594 (178 amino acids)
Source: RefSeq, a predicted model, not a curated record
GUUAGUUUAUACCAACUGACCAACCAACUCCUGAUUUGAAAAAGUCAUUUAUUCAUCAUGUUCCAAGACAUCGACCCCUACUCUACAGAAUACUACGCCGUGACAGACGCCCGUACCUGCCAGCUGAACAGCACGGAGAAAGCCAAGCUACAGCUCGUACUACGGCACAUCGAGAGAGCUUACAAGCUCACUGAGAGUAGGGUAGACCGAUACAAGCAACAACUUCGACGGGACUUGAUCGACUUGGAAGCCCAUAAGAUGGCAAUGAGGUCACAUGCUCUGGGAUUUAAGCAACUGCAGCAGUUGGAUGAUGCUUCACAACGAGAGAUGCUCAAGGUGGUCUCACAACGUGGUAGAUACAACUACUCCUUAAAGAGUGAGGUCAAGUUUCAACGUGAACUGAUGUUCACAUACAAUGCCCGACUAGAACACUCCAAGAAGCUCCUAGAGGCUUCCAAGAAACAGAGUCAAGAAGCUAUGGCCAAGGGAGAUCUCGUCUGUAGUCAGUUCACUCGAGUGGACGACUUAGAGAAGUCAGAGGAUAGGGGUCAAGGGUCAGAUACGCCAUCCUGUUUGAUAUUUCCAAGUAUGUGAGUUUCUACAUGCAAUACCAUCAUCACAGGUGAAGACGAAGUUGGAGCCAUG